Cyprinodon variegatus (sheepshead minnow) is the source of this 1311-nucleotide messenger RNA. RefSeq names its product GRAM domain containing 3 (gene gramd2b). The coding region runs from base 1 to 1311 and encodes 436 amino acids. The record is from RefSeq and is a predicted model, not a curated record. The transcript is spliced from 12 exons. NCBI's taxonomy places the organism in Eukaryota, Metazoa, Chordata, Actinopteri, Cyprinodontiformes, Cyprinodontidae.
AUGACAGAACAGUGUGUGGAUCAGCAGGCGUCUCAGGAGGAUGUCAGGAGGACUGAAAGGGCAGCUGCAGAGCAUGAAGGCAGAGACUAUCACUCUGAUUUGGAGGAUGUGACAGAGGAGCAUCAGCAGAUUGACAAGAUGGUGGUUGAACCUCUUCAGGCUGCAGAUCAGGACCAACAGGAGCCGUCAGGCAGAAGGAAGGCGGCGUUGGUCAGGUCAAAAACUUUAGACAACUCCAUGCUGACUCACGUCCAAAUAGAUUUACACUCCAAGAUAGAGAGAAAGAAGUCGCACUACAGCCAGCUUUCGAAGAGCAACUGCCAGUACCAUAAAAUAUUUAAGGAGAUCAGCAAAGAGGAGCAGCUGAGACAGAGUUACACCUGCGCCCUGCAGAAAGACAUCCUCUACCAGGGGAGGAUGUUCGUCUCUGAUCACUGGAUCUGCUUCCACUCCAAGGUUUUUGGCAAAGACACCAAGAUUGCCAUCCCUGUGACUUCUAUCACCAGCAUUAAGAAGACCAAGACUGCCAUCCUGUUGCCAAACGCUCUGGUGAUCGCUACCGGAAGUGACAGAUACGUGUUUGUGUCCUUCCUGUCCAGAGACAACACCUACAAGUUCCUGACAUCGGUUUGUCUCCACCUAGAGGUAAGAAGGAGUAAUCCACGUCAACCAGGUCAGGCAGAGAAAACAGGUCUUUUUUCCCCCCAGCAUUUUAUUGUCAUUCCACUAUUAUUAUUUAUUAUCCUCAGCCACCAGCAGAGGGAGCCAGUGCUCUUUAGAAGGGGCUCAGCCUGUUUCCUGCAGAGUGAUUUCGUUGACUUGGAUGUAGCCGUGAGACAAAGAAGGCAGGAGAUGGAGGAAAACAGCAGCUCCGACUCACAGGCUCCAGACUACGACAAGAUAGCUGACCUGCCCAUUCCUCAUUAUCUGGACGCUCUGAAACAAAGCGUGAAGACGUCUUCUCCAGAGCAGCAGCGCAAAGUGAAAAAGCAGCCUCUGACCCAGCAGAGCUCAAAGCGUUCAGGCUCUGAAGUGGUGAUUAACAGCAGCGUGAAAUCAGUUUCUCUCAACACUCUGCUGAUUAUCUACAUGUUUCUAAGCGGCUUCCUUUCUGGGAGUGCUGAUGGCAACAUGGAGCUCUUCUCUGAGCUGCUGACCAUUAACCUGCUGAAACUGGAGAAGACCUACCCUCGGUCUGAUGGUGGGACAGACCUGCUCUGGCUCUUAUUUUGGGACAGACCUGCUUUGGCUCUGACGGUGGCACAGACCUGCCCUCGGUCUGAUGGUGGGACAGACCUGCCCUCGGUCUGA